This is a messenger RNA of Papilio machaon (common yellow swallowtail), 1449 nucleotides long. RefSeq names its product mitochondrial genome maintenance exonuclease 1. The transcript has 5 exons. Gene Ontology annotation, biological process: mitochondrial DNA replication. Gene Ontology annotation, molecular function: single-stranded DNA exodeoxyribonuclease activity. Bases 48 to 1238 code for a protein of 396 amino acids. The record is from RefSeq and is a predicted model, not a curated record. Lineage: Eukaryota; Metazoa; Arthropoda; Insecta; Lepidoptera; Papilionidae. Gene Ontology annotation, cellular component: mitochondrion.
AUACUAGUGAACAUUGUGAAAUAUUGUUCCUAAAUACGAUUUAAGCAAUGCUUCGACCGGAUCGUAUAAUAGUCCGUGUUGCGUCUGUGCAAACAAAAUUAGAUUUUAUCCGAACAAAAGUGGUUAAAUCCUCUUCUAUUUUGAACCCCGCGGAAAAAAUAAAACUAUACCAUAAAGAGAACAAGGAAUUGUUCGGGCCAUUGUUAGAUAGGAAGAAACCAAAGAAAACUCGUUUGCAAAAGUCUACUAAAAAUAGCCAAACGUCGCAUCAAAACAACAAACCGGGAGUAUCAAGUGAAAGUACGCAGAAAUAUAGUGCUUCGGAACAUGUGCUUCGUUGUUUGAAUUACGAUCGGACUUUUGGGAUUUUUAAAAGUAAUAUGUGGCAAAAUACGAAGAAUUGUAUCAACUACGCUGCAGUUUUACUAAACAAUAAUGCUCUUAGAGGAAUAAAAACAUUUGCUGUGAGUAAUACUGCAAGGAGUUCAGCUGCUGAAACUGGCUAUGUCAGUGAAGACAAGAUUCUUCAAAUCAAACCACAUCAAAAUGAUUUUGCAAAACAGUACCCAUCGGUCACACUGAUCUUAAAUAAGACCAUGACAGAUGACUCAAGAGUUGCAUUAGAAAAAUGGAAGAAGGAACGGAUAGCUGAAAUGGGCUUGGAUGAAUUUAAUAGAUUUUAUGAAGCACAAUUAGCACUUGGAACUAAAUUCCAUAGUACAUUGAAGAACUAUUUUACGCAGCCCCGUAGUCAACUAAGAAUUGAUAAAGAUAUCGAACCAGUAUGGGUGUCUGUGGGUGAAGUACUGAAGAAUAUAUCGUCACCCAAAGCUAUCGAGUCAAAUGUGGUACAUCCUGUAUUAAAGUACAGAGGGAUAUUUGAUGCUAUAGCCGAUUAUGAGGACAGACCUACACUAAUUGAAUGGAAAAAAUCAGAUAAGCUUAAAAAAGCAAUAUCUUUAACAUAUGAUAAUCCAGUUCAGUUGGCAGCAUACUUUGGUGCGGUCUGUAAUGAUCUUAAUUACAAGCAUUUGAAUGUGCGAGAUGCUCUAUUAGUAAUAGCUUAUACUGACGGAUCUAAAGCCGAUGUAUUUCAUCUGUCCACUGACAAACUGCGAGAACACUGGGCCCAAUGGCUGAUCAGAUUGGAGGAGUACACAAAGAAAUACAGUGAGGAUUCUGAAAAGUUACUCAAAGGUGGGAAAAGAUUAUUUGAAGAGGAUAUCGGGAAUCUCUAAUUAUGUGUAAGCAUAAAGUCAAGAAUUAUGCCGGAGUGAAGAUGAAAAUUGACUGAACUAAUUGAAGAUUUGUGACAUUGCAAUUAUGUACUGAUUAAAAUGUAUAGAGAUUAGCAUUUCUUAGAUUGUAUCCAUUGAUUUUGAAUCUGUAACACUUUAUAUUGUGUAAAAAUAAAUUUUAUUCGCACAAGCUACAAUCAUUCUUUAAACA